GUCCUUCACCUGGUGCCCCUGCUGAGGCCCCAUGUCCCUGCUCAGUGCCAGGGUCUGACCCCUUGGAAACUCUGAGCACAUCCAGCAGUGACAGUGGGCUAGAAAACGUGGUGAUGCCUAGCCUCCUGCUCCCAGAAAACCCCAGGACAUUUACUGGUCUCUGACAAUUUUGUUGGAGGCAGAACUUUGGGAACUGUGGAGUGUUGGGCUGGCAGUCAUGACUUCUCAUCUGCUGUGAGCUCCUAAGCUUUGAAUUUCUUCACAUCUUCUGCCGCUGAGACUCUGAAAUACUGGAGGACACUGCAUCUUCCUCAGGGACACGGGCAAGGGAGAGCUGGAGCCUCUGGGGGGCUCAGAAAGGAAUUGUGGUUGGUGGUCGCCUGAGGAACUUACCUUCACCCCAAUGUUGCUCUGAAACGAGUCGCGUCCAGCAGUCAGGUUUGGUAAGAUGCCUCAGGAACAGUACCCGCACCGGAGCACCAUGCAGACCUCGGAAGGACCCCAGGUAUACAAAGUGGGGAUUUAUGGCUGGAGGAAGAGGUGCCUCUAUUUCUUUGUGCUGCUCCUAAUGAUUUUAAUCCUGGUGAACCUUGCUAUGACCAUCUGGAUUCUGAAGGUUAUGAACUUCACAAUUGAUGGAAUGGGGAACCUGAGGAUCACGGAGAAGGGUCUGAAGCUUGAAGGAGAUUCAGAAUUCUUGAAACCUCUCUACGCCAAAGAAAUCCGAUCAAGACCAGGCAACCCACUGUACUUCCAGUCAGCCAGAAACGUCACCGUGAACAUCCUCAACGAGAAGACAAAAGUCCUCACACGCCUUGUAACAGGUCCCCAAGCAGUGGAAGCACACAGCCAAAAAUUUGAGGUGAAAACCCUCUCUGGGAAAUUGCUGUUUUCUGCAGAUGACAAUGAAGUGGUGGUUGGAGCAGAGAGAUUGAGAGUUCUAGGAGCAGAAGGCACAGUGUUCCCUAAAUCUAUAGAAACUCCCAAUGUCAGGGCAGACCCCUUCAAGGAACUAAGGCUGGAGUCGCCCACGCGCGCGCUGGUGAUGGAGGCGCCCAAGGGCAUCGAGAUCAACGCCGAGGCCGGCAGCCUGAAGGCCACGUGCAGGACAGAGCUCAGGCUGGAAUCCAAAGAUGGAGAGAUAACGUUGAAUUCUGCAAAAAUCAAACUACCUAACUUGCCUCAAGGAUCUUCCUCUUCUGCAGGGUCCAGGCAAAAAAUCUACGAGCUCUGUGUGUGUCCCAAUGGGAGGUUGUUCCUGUCUCAGGCAGGCAGCAGCUCCACCUGCCAGAUCAACACGAGCGUCUGCCUUUGAGAGACAACUUGCAGUGGGGCAUGGCAGGCAGCACAAAAGCCAGUUCUGGUCUCACAGAUCCAGCUGCCAACUAUUUUUACUAGAACACAGAAAGCCUAUCAAAGACUUCUUUUGUGUGUGCGCGGGCGUGUGUGUGAAUAUAUAUAUAUAAAAAAUAUAUAUAUAAGAUAUAUAUAUAUAUAUCCUCUGUGUAAAACGAUGUUUCAGUACAAGGAAUCCCAGGGUGACCCUGUUACAUUUGUGUAGCAUUUUCUCUUCCCCACGCCAGAAUUUACUGGUACAAUCUGCUGAAUUGGAUCUGAUGCUCCCCUGGACCCCUCUGUAUCGAUACGGUGCAGUGAUCACCCCUCGUUUUUGAUCAUGUUCUCAGAGCAAUGGGAUUGCUGGCUGGGCAAGGCCCUGGAACCAGUGCAGACCCAGCACCAUCCAAAGGGAAGAGAAGCAUCUCUGAUCAUUUUUGUGCCAUUAAAUCAGUGGCAUGAGAACAAAAUAAUUUUUAAAAAACCAACAAAAUAGCCAGAUGUGCCGUGCUGAUCAUCUCCAGUGAUCCAAGAUUCCUGAGGUUAAAUUUCUCUUUAGUUAUCACCUGAAGCACGGCUCCCUGUUGGGGGAGAUGGAUGCAGUUGGACAGCAGGAAAAUCCAGACCCUAUUGCUGAAGUUAUAAAUGUGAGUUUCUGAAGGGGUUCCAGCCUUGCCUGUGCAUGGCCAAGGAUGCCUUGUGCUAUUCAGGUGUGACACGUCAGGUCCAACAUUAACCUGAAAUCAUCUCUGUGCUGGCAAAACUGGUGUUGUAUGCAGUCACUGGAAGGAGCAAAACUGUGGAAGUUGGACUAAGUAGAAAGAUCCUGAAGCUCUUUUGUUAACAGGUGUCCUCGAUCAUCCUGCAAACUCCCCAUUUACACCUUCAAUUUUGAAUAUUAUUUGGUGUGAAGGUGUGAAGAUUUAAGAUUUGGACAUUGCCUAAAUACCUGUAGAAACAGAGAAAAUCAAUGAGAAACUGAGAAAAUCAUAAGAUUAAGUGUAUAAUGUAGAUUCUACACCCAAAUUUUUGUCAUCUUUCUUUUCAAGAUAAACAGUCCAAGGUCACUUAGAUUUGGUGGAAACUGCAAAUAUCAGAGAUGCUGACAAUGAAAUACUUUUUUUAAAGGAUUUAUAAAGAUUGUGACAAAGCCAGAUUACUGAAAGGAAGGGCUUUGGAUGCUGGUUCCUCUAGAAUUUGAGUCCCCAAAACUCUGUGGUUGAAGUUUAUCGUAGUUGCAAUUUUUCCUUAUUUUAAAGUCUCGGAGUCACAGGCAGGAUAAAACACAAAAAUCAGAUCUGGUAACAUUACUUUCACUUUUGAAGUUUUGGGAAAUAAUGAUAAGAGCUCAGAUCAUUGAAUUCUGACCCACAAUUUCAUCUACAUGCAUGUAAAAAUCCUUAAAAAAAAAAAAAACAAAACAAAAAAAACCAAAACCAAAACAAAAAAAAACAACCAAAUAUACCAAUUACAGCAAAAGUUUCCAAAUCCCAGUAAAUCUCACAAGGACAGCAAGGUUUCUACACCACUGAGAUGCUUAUGAAAUAUUACCUCAUGUGCAAAUAAGACAGAUCUGUGCCCAUCCCCAGUGAUAUCUAACCAAAGCUGGUAUUCUUCGAGUGAUCUUCAAGAUAAAACAUAGCUGACAGAAAUAUUUAGAAAUAAUUGAACCCAUUCCUUUUUUUUUUUUUUUUUUUUUACAGUUUUUCACGUAUUUUUUUGUGGUCUUGAGAGUACCAGGGUUUGAUUUUUUUUUUUUUUUUUUUUUUUUAAUUAACAAUUCUGGCUUAAUCCAAAACUGAUUGGACUCAAAGAGAAGUUUUCUAUGGAGUUCAGAUUAGAAGUGUUGCUGCCUAACAAAGCAGCACUCCCAAAAAAAAAAAAUCAUUCCUGAAAGAGGAUUGAAUGAUUUGCUUUUAUUUCAAUAAUGAUUUCCGAUGAAUUAACGAAUUCGUUAAUGAAUGAUUCCUGUAAUUAUUAUGUCUUGAGUCAACGUUUGAAUGCAAAGGGUCACCCAGGGUAACAAUUGUAUUGGGACACAGGACUAUACCAUCUCUGUUCAAAGAGGGGAAUUGUGCCUAUGCCUUAAGUCAAUGCACUCAGCAAGGAGAAGCACAUCGUAUUUAUCUCGUUAUUAAAUCUAGUUUAUUUGGGGGGAGGGGCAGGAGGGUGUCUUGGGAACUGGUUGUGCAACUUAAUACAGAUAUUGAUGAAAUACAUUAAGACUGUAGGGGCACCUAGAAUGAUACAGACUUUUUUUUUUUUUUUUUUUACCAUGUUAAAUAUAGCAAAAUACUGUGUACGUUACCUCUGGGACCAUGACUGAAGUCCCGUUCAUAGUCCUGCAUUUACUGUAGAAUUUUUGUCCCAGUUUCACUGAAUACUGAUCACAAACCUCACAGCAAGCAUGGCCCAGUCCAUAGCCAAAUCCCGUGUGAGCAGUUUGAAGACACGUGCUGCAGGAAGAGUUCCCUGUAAAUGAAUAAAUAAAUUAACUUUGCAGCCCUGGGAGUAUUCAGGUGGGUGAGGAAGGCAGGGCUGAGCACAGGGAUGCUGCAUCCUGAUUUCUGUGCCCCGCUCCGGACGCACCAGUGGCUCAAUCCUCAUCGCUGUGCCACCCUGUCUCUGGCUGCUCCCAAUUUCCAUCCCAGCAAAUUAAUUUCGAGUGGCUGCUUUUCUCAGCUGGGCUCUUGGAUGAGGUUAUCACCUUCUCAUAUCACAACAGCCAUGAAACUGCCAAGGACAUUCUUAUCUUGGUGUGAAUUUCUGCUGAGCAGCUGUUAGGAAAUGACCUUAACAUCUGUGCCAUCACUGCAGAUGCUUCUCUGAGGUGAACAAAGGGUACCUUAAUUAUGUCUACUGAAAGAAAUUCUUGUUUUGAUAUAUUUUACAACCAUGCUUCCAUCUUAAAAAACAUAAAAUUAUGUGCUGUGUUGAAAUGCGAGGGACUGUUGUUAGAAAGAAUGAACCCCUGUAGGGACUUGUAGAUCAUUUGAACACCACUUGAAUUUUAAGACAGUGGUUUGAGUGAUUCUGCCUGUGCCGGCCAGCAAGUGGCAAACAUAAAUACAGGCUGGGCAGAGAAUGGGUCAGGAAUGUUCCUCGGGAGAAGGACUUGGGUUGUUGGUUGAGGAGAAGCUCAGCAUGACCUGAAGUGCACUCACAGCCCAGAAAGCCAAUUCUAGCCUGGGCUGCAUCAAAAGCAGUCGAGGGAGGGGAUUCUGAGCUCUUGUGUCACCCCACCUGCAGUGCUGGGUCCAGCUCUGGGGGUCCCAACAUCAGAAGGAUGGGGACACAUUGGGGUGAGCCCAGAGGAGACCACAAAGAUGCUCUGAGGGCUGGAGCCCCUCUGGGAGAGCUGGGGGUGUUCAUCUGGAGAAGAGAAGGCUCCAGGGACACCUCAGAGCCCUUUCCAGGGCCUAAAGGGGCUCCAUGAGAGCUGGAGAGGGACUUUUUACAAGGGCAGGGGGUAAUAGGAUGUGGAAGAAUGGCUUCAAAUUGACAGCAGGCAGGGUUAGGUUAAAUAUUAGGAAGAAACUCUUUGCUGGGAGGGUGGUGAGGCCCUGGCACAGGUUGCCCAGAGAAGCUGUGAAUGCCCCAUUCCUGGAACAGGGCUUGGAGUAGCCUGGUCUAGUGGAAGGUGACCCUGCCCAUGGCAGGGGGUUGGAACUGGAUGAUCUUUACGGUCCCUUCCAUCCCAAACCAUUCUGGAAUUCUGUGAAAGCAGAGCACACAGGAGUGCAUCUCAGAUCCCAGGGGAAAAAACAGGCAUUUUGUUUAAAAAGCUGCCUGCAAACACAUCCAGCCAUCUCACACUCCACAGUUUGUUGUGGAGUGGCUGACUCUCCUGUUGGACAAGGCAUGAGAGUCCCUUCUCCUUCUGCCUUGCCCAGAAAUCCCUCACAGCUGUACCUGUGUGGGCUGCUUUUCCCUGAAUCCAUUUAAACCAUUCCCUGACUGGAAUUCCAUCCAUAUGCUCCACCCAGCAUUGAUAAAAUGCCAAAACUAAACAGGGGUUUGUGUAUUUCAUUGAGAAUAGGGCCUGAGAUUCAGUUCAGUUGAGCAUUUGCUGUUUGGGAGAUGAGGUUGAUCUCACAAUGGGGUUUAGUUUGUUCCUGCUGAGAUGAGUGGAAGGGAUGGUGAUGACUUCAUGGCCUGAGCUGGGGGCAGUGGGAGCACUGCCAGCCCUUGGGGUGGCUGUGGGGCUGAACCAGACCCUGCACUGCAGCUGUGAGCACUGAACCCCCACCCAAAUCCUAAUCAAGGGUUAGACAAGACUGUGCCACCAGUGUACCCAGGGCAGCCAUGCAGCAUGCAUAAAUGCAUUUAUUGUGGUGGCUCUUCACAGGGCUGCAGGACCUUGUCCAGCUUGCGGUGAAUGUGACACUUUAGGAAAGGGUCAGGAGAAUGCCAGUGCUCACCUGUGGCUGGAACCUUAUCCAUACGUAGUGUGUGACCCUUCUGUCACAGCUGAGGUGGGAUGGUUCUUCUAAAGCAAAAGGACUUUGCCCUUAGCAAAAGCAGAGGUCCUGAUAGUGGCUGUACAUCUGUAUCCAUUCUCCAAGUUUCUUCCUGGGGUUUCUUUUGGCUGUUGGUUUGUUUGGGGUUUUUUUAUUCAUUUUGAAGUGUAUUACCCCACAACCAGUGAAGUGGGCAGCUGGAGAGUACAAAGAAAUGUUAACAGUAAAGGAAGUCAUCAAAAGGGGAAGCCAGUAACUACUGCAAUAUGGAUAAAGCCUCUCCUGAGUAUGCAUUUAUAGGAAACUGAGUAUGGGCAAGCGUGAUUUGUAUUUGGUUACCUCAGUCAUGUGCUGUCAAACAGCUGUUUUAGAAGGGUUGCAGUUUUGUUUCUCCUCUUACAAUAGAUAUCAUAUUGCACAAAAAAAGUUUGAAGGCAUAAGCCUAAAAAUACAAUCUGUAAUUUAUGGUAUAGCAAAGUGAUGGCUAAAUAAAAACCUCUCCUUAGAAAUUGCUCCAGGGUUAAAGGGAAAUUCCUGUGGAACUUGUGAAGGCUAGCUCACAUCACAACCUAGUGAAAAUUAAUUUUGUUGUCAUAAGGUGCUCACACAUGCACACAGAUACACUCAUAUACACUUGUUUACAACAAAAGCCAGUUUUCUUUAUAUUUGUUCUUAUGGCUUUAAGUUUCACAUUGCAUAAGAGAGACAAAGACCAAAGACUUAAAGAAAUUCAUCCCUCUCUGGUUGCCCUCAUGCCUGAAAUGCAUUAACUUUAAUGGUGCUUUUUCUGAACUGGGCAGGAAAAAUGCAGGUGUAUCAUAAAGCUGCAUUUGAGAGGAUAAAGUGGUAGGAAGGCUCUAACUUGGUUAAUGGGGAGAGGAGGAAAUAAUGUGAAAAAUCUUGAAAUGUGUGCAGAGGGCGAGGUUAGCUGAAAUUUGAGACAUGGAGAAAUAGCCCAGAAAGCUUAAAAGACAUCAUCCUGGGCUGGAAGUAUAAAUAAACUGAGGAGAUGGUGCCAGGUGCUCACUUGAGCAUUAGCAGGGCAGGAGCUCCCGUGGCUGCUCAGUGGAGAAGAGUAACUGCUGCAAUGAUUUCAUUUCAGAAGUACCUACAGUAAAAAAACAUUAAAAGCAAACAAACUAACUGACAAACAAACAAAAGUUAGAGGCUGUGCUCUUUUUUAUGGCUGACAUUUUAAAUUUUGAAAUGUCAUCAUCCGGAAUUCACCUCAGCAAGCACAAGGGCGUGUUCCUGCCAAGCUUCGCCAAGCACUGCUUUGGUGCUUUUUGAAUGUGAAAAUACCAGCCUUUUUAUUGCCCUGGCUGUUCAGGAGUGUGAUCCUGGCAACAGUUCCCUUUUCCCCAUUUUAACCUUUUUUUUGUUCCUCAGCUCUGAAACUGCUGUGUAAUGCUUUGGUAGCUGAUGUCCUGCAGCUCCCAAGUCUGCAUCGUGUCACGUCUCAGUUUCACAGACCCCCAAAACCUGCAUGGAGCAGUGGCUUGACCAUAAAAUUGGGGACUUUCAGGUAAAUUCUGCCUGGCAGUUGAUGCAUAUUCACAGCUGGUGUAGCCAAGUUUAUGGCUGUGAGUGGAGCAGGGUUAAACACUGACGUGGUGCUGAGGUUACUCAAGCAAGAGUGGAGUGAAUUAAACAAGGCAGGUGGGAGGGAAGGGGAAGAAAUGGGGAGAGACAUCACCCUAAUCAGAGUAAUGCAGUCAAUGCCUUUGUCCCUUUGCACUAUUAUGCUUUAAAUUAAUAACAUCCAUUUUACUAAAUAUGGUGGCAAUUAUACUUGAUCUUUUCAUGGAGCUCAGUGGAAUUACUGUCACUGAAACCACUUUCAGCUCGGGCUGUUCAAGAUUGCUGGGGUGUUGUUUCCAUCCACAAUAACCACAGUGGCUUGGGGCUUGGAUGGAAAUUAUAGUGAAUAGCUUGUAUUUAGAAAGCUUUUAAGUCUGCUGUGGUUGAGAGGCCCCUGGUUAUGCACAUCCAGCCCUGAGGCUUUAUCAUUUCAGCCUCUCUUGUCCUGCCACUUGAAUUGUAUUGUGCCCUUGUGAAAAGCGACACACGGCAUAAAGAACACAGGAAAAGAUGGAUAUUUAAAGCUGCAGGAUUUUUAUCUGAAACGAAGAAGGAAAUACAAUCAGAGUGCCCCACUGAGAUUUCCCAUCCAAAUCACUUUAAACUAGAGUCGCAAGUCCCUUAAAAAUUAAUUUGCUACAAGUGUCAUUCCUGCAGCAAAGUUAGCACUGGUGUCUCUCCCAGGAAAUCUCUCACCUUAUUGCAGCUGGAAGCCCUGUGGUGGCUGGGAUUUUGUGCCACCAGUCAGGAGUGAUGGGCUGCCUGUUCAGAGGAAGUCAGGUUUCCUUUGAGGCAGCCGAUCUCCAUGAAUUCAGCUUUUGUUAGCCUUUAACAGGGAUUAAAGAAUAGGAGGGCUAAGUCCAUUCUGAAAUGAUAUGUAGUUGUAUGUUUGCCUCAUCUAGUUGGUUGAAAUUUUCCACAAGGAAGAGAAAAUACCAGGAGAAAUUUCCGUGAAAAUGUUGCCUUUAGGCUGUGCCACCAUAUGCUUCAGGUAAAAACAUGCGGCUUUAGCUAAACAGUCUUUUCUUCUGAGAUUAAAAAGGACUCUUUGGAGCCUCUCAUCAGGUCCUACCCAAAUGGGAAGUUUUACCAUUUCUAACACUUUUGUUGUUAUAGGAACAGGCCCAUUGCAAAGCACAAGUCGUGCAUCUUUGCAUGUAACAGGAAUUUUCAAUUGCAUUGUACUCCUACAUUUUUUCCCCCAUUGAAAGUCUUAACCACUGAUAGGAGAUAGAGCCCUCCAAAACCUUUACUGCUAAAUGCAUUCUCUUUUUCUAAAGCAAUGUAUGUCCUUUGGUAUUUUAAAAAUUUCCUCAUAAUGGAGUCCUUGAAACAUCUUGAGGCAGGCUCGCGCUGGAGAGCAGGAGAGUAAUUAUUUGUGGGUGGUGCUAUUUUUGCUGAAGCUUGGAUUGUGGCUGAAAAACCUGCUGCUGUUAGAGCUUCUCCCACACUCCCAUAGCUGCAAACCCCAGCAGCCCCCCACGCCAGGGCUGGAACACUCCAGGGUGGCUGCCUUAGAGCAGGGAGGGAUGACUUUGUCUGCACCUGGCUCCUCCUCUGGCACUCAGUGUCAGUGCUGACACGGGUCAUGAGGAUAAUUUGGCAGCUUUGGUGAUUCUGCAGAUGGUACAGGGUGGUGUGUACCUGAAGCCUGAGUGGGAUAAAUGAUGCUGGUUGUUGUUGGGUGCUGUUCUCACAAGCCUCUGAGAACAGUGACUCUUGAGGGCAGGCACUGCUGGAGGAAUUCACUUUCCUGUCCUUUUUUGUGGGUUAUCAGAGCGAGCACUGAAGGGGAGAUUAACAAAUCCUGCAAAGCAAGAGUGUGCCAGAAACCUCAGAAAGGGCAGAUCUGAGCAACCACUGUCCACUGUGUUUGUCAGAGAAGGGCUAAGUGGACAGAAUUCACACCUGGAUUCCUCCCUAGGCCAGAGCUGUUCCUGACCUUGGUCUGGAUCUGCCCCGUGUGGUAGACGGGGAGCAGGGAAGGGAUUGACCUGCUGCAUCCAGAUUUUGCUUGUUUUCUUUUUUUUUUUCCCACCCCAUCUUUGAAUUAGUUUCCCUGCAAGCAAAUGCCAAUAGAGUUGUCAAUAUUCACCCCCUCAAAAAAAGCUCUGUAUAGGCAGAGCCAACAGCAAAAAACACUCAGUGUGAGUCAAAGCAGACCCUGUUCAUCUACAGCAGCAGCAUAAAAGGCAUGACCCCUGUGCUACAGCAGUUUUCAUCUUUGAUGGGAAAACACCUUGUCUGACCUCCACUCUGAAAACCACCAACGACCCUGAUCGUGUAAACAGGAUAAAAUGAAUUUAAAGUCUUAUCACAGUUCUCAUGACGAAAUUCAGAUUUGUUUGGCUUUUUUUUUUUUUUUUCCUUUUUAAUUUAUGUAUGUGUGUGGUUGUGUGGGAAAAUAUAAAGCUUUUUUGUAUCAAAUAACAUCAAUCCUUGCACACUCUAUGCAAAAUUUUGUAAGCAUUGCAAUAAUGCUAUGAAUUACACAAGGAACUAUUUUAACUUUAUUACACUUUCUGUAUAAAAAAAAGUUUGUAUUUAAAUGAUUUCAACUGCA
Messenger RNA from Hirundo rustica (Barn swallow), 9939 nucleotides. RefSeq names its product sarcoglycan delta (gene SGCD). Gene Ontology annotation, biological process: heart contraction; cardiac muscle tissue development. Lineage: Eukaryota; Metazoa; Chordata; Aves; Passeriformes; Hirundinidae. Gene Ontology annotation, cellular component: sarcolemma; sarcoglycan complex. The record is from RefSeq and is a predicted model, not a curated record. The transcript has 9 exons. The coding region runs from base 449 to 1315 and encodes 288 amino acids.